CCACAGCUGUUGCUGCUAAAUAUUCCAACAGCGUGCAAGACCAGCAAUGCCACAGUCCUGUCUCUUUAAACAGCGGGCGGGACAGCCAAUUCGUCUUGGGCGGUGACGUCAGGGAGUUCCUUUUUUUUUCUCCAGAAGAUCAAUUAAAACAAGGAGGAACUUUUUCAGUUUUACUACAAAACCGCUUGCACGCUGACAGAGAGGGUGGGAGAAAAAGAGAACGGAACUGACUGAAAGUUAAAACUAGUCUAGAGCCGAGAGAAUAACUUACCAGCUUGGUAACAUACUGACCGAUGUACACAACAGGUGGCAGAAUGACGUGGCUCCCCCUGCUGGCUGUGCUCCUGCAGCUGCUCCGAGCCUGCCGGACUGCCCCCUACUCUAACGGCUUCUUCUACCAUGACAUCAUGAACGGGAACGGCAACGGGGAGAUUUACUUUAAUGGAGUGCGGCUGCACGUGAAGGCUUUGGAAGCGCCCAUCUUUGCUGCCCGGGGCACCAACGUGACACUGCCCUGCCACUAUUACUACGAGCCGCGGCUGAGCGCUCCGCGCCGCACCCGAGUCAAGUGGUCCCGUCUGCCUGUGAACGGGGGCGAGGAGACGGACGUGCUGGUGGCUAUCGGCCUGCGCCACCGCAGCUUCGGGGAGUACAAGGGGCGAGUGCACCUGCAGCAGGACUCGGAGGGGGAGGCGUCUCUCGUCAUCACGCAGCUGCGCCUCGCUGACACAGGCCGGUACCGCUGUGAGGUCAUCGACGGGCUGGAAGACGAGAGCAGCACAGUGGAGCUGGAGUUGCGCGGCGUGGUGUUCCCCUACCAGCCCACAGGGAGGCGCUACCAGCUGAACUUCGAGGCGGCGCAGCGGGUGUGCGAGGAGCAGGAUGCCGCCCUGGCCACCUUCGAGCAGCUGUACGCGGCCUGGGAGGAGGGGCUGGACUGGUGCAACGCGGGCUGGCUGGCCGACGGGACGGUGCAGUACCCCAUCACCCAGACACGAGAGCCCUGCGGGGGACUAGGCCUGGCCCCGGGGCUCCGCAGCUACGGCCCCCGGCACAGGCAGCUGCACCUCUACGACGCCUUCUGCUUCUCCUCCUCUCUGCGGGGGAAGGUGUAUUUCCUGCAGCACCCUCACAAGCUGAACUUCACCGAGGCGCGGGCGGCGUGUGAGCAGGACGGGGCGAGCAUCGCCCGGGUGGGUCAGCUGUACGCAGCCUGGAGAUUCCUGGACCUGGACCGCUGUGACGCGGGCUGGCUGGCUGACGGGAGCCUGCGCUACCCCAUCGCCUUCCCCCGGACUAACUGCGGCCCCCCGGAGCCCGGUGUCAGGACCUUCGGCUUCCCCAGCAGGCACCAGAAACACGGCGUCUACUGCUAUGGGAUGAGAUAGAGCCGAGCCUAGCAGAGCUCAACUCCCAGCCUCACCCUGCUCACAUCACUGCUCCCUCCUCCAGCCCUUCUCUUCUGCCUCCCUCUCUGUACUAGUAAAAGCAUAGCGAAAUGUAGUAAAGCAUAGCAAAAGUAUGGUAAGCUAUAGGAAAGCAAUGGUAGAUGUGUUGCAUAAGCAUGGGAGAGUGAUGGGACAUGACUAUUGUACAAAAUCCCCAUGGUAGUCUGGCACAUGGGUUCCCUCCCUUACUCCCUCUCUCUCGCUCUUCUUGUGUUCUUCUCAUCUUCACUUAUCUCCUUCGUCUUCAGUUCCCUCCAUCUCUUUAACUGUCUCCAUCACUGUUAUUUCGUCCCAUCCCGCUGCUUUUCAAGCGCUCUCUGUUCGUUUAUGUGUUCUCCUCCCUCUCCCUUCUUCCACACUCCUUCCAUCUUGUCCCUGAGGCUUUCCCACCUUUCCCUGUUCCUCUGUUUUCCUUCAGCUCUUUAGGAGGCCUGGGAGUUCACAUUUCAUAGAGACGAUGAUGGUUAAGAGCUGCUGUAAUCUUAGCUGUGCUGAAAGGUACAGCAGAUUACUGACCAUUGACUUCAGUGUAUGUUUGUGUAUUAUCCAAUGAAGCAUAAGACAUUAGUAAUACCUCCUGUCCAGGGCAUUGUCUGUUAUUGGUGUGGGGGGGGGGGGAAGUUGGGAAACAUGAGUAUUAUCAUCAUUAAUAUUAUUAAUAAGACUAUAUUUUGUUAUUUUUUAAUUGUACCAAAUUCCUUGCUGGACCUCUUACAUCAGUAGUAAAAUACAGAACACACAAUUUCUAACUCUAAGGUGACAAUGUGAAACUUACAGUAUCUCCACCAUCCUGCUGCGGUGUACAGUAAGUAUAUGCAGGAGCAUGCUUAUUCAUUUCAGAGUGGAGCAGCAGCAGGGAUGUUUCCACUUGCGUGUGAACACACUGUCUCUGCUGUCUGAUAAAGAGUGUGCAGCAGGAGGUAUGCAUUAAUCAGAUAGCGUCAACUGAACAGGAUUAUGGGACCCCAUACCUUCAAACAGUCUUAAUAAAUAGAUGUGCUCUAAGAUUCACCCCCCCACAUUCCCAAUCUGAGCUGUGUUACAAUGUCAAGCACAUAGACUUGAAUAAUGCAGCUCAUCAAGACCUUGAUCUUACUGUAGCAUAAGAUAUGAUAUGAACCUUUUCAAACUUUCUUUGGUUUUUAAACACCAUGGAGUUAAGGGAGCCUAUAUUUAAUGUGAAAUAUAUUUUUUAUAUGUGUUUUUUUUAUUAAACUGUACUGUAUUAAAAUGCAUAUUUAAUGCCAAAGUCCUGUGUGUGCCUUCAGACCAAAACUCAUUCAUGCUGCAUUCAAGGUGUAUAACAGUCUGCUCAGUGUGUUCUUUGGUAUUUACUGUGUCUCUCCCAAUAGUCUUGUACAGAGCUGGGCUUCAGUCCCGGGACCUUCUUCUCUGCUUGUGUAAAUAUGUACAAAUAAAAUGUGAGAUACUGUACUUGUGAAGUAUAUGUCCUCAACACGGCUGUGAUAUUAUUCCACUGGUCUCUGUAUCCUUGCAUUUUAAUCUUAACAGAGUCUAACCUCUUUGGCAAUUUAACAGCACAGGUCUUUAAUUCUUACAGUGAAAUAAACGUUUUUUAACUUUUGUAAAUAA
This is a messenger RNA of Acipenser ruthenus (sterlet), 3041 nucleotides long. Its product is annotated as hyaluronan and proteoglycan link protein 3-like. The transcript is spliced from 5 exons. The record is from RefSeq and is a predicted model, not a curated record. Lineage: Eukaryota; Metazoa; Chordata; Actinopteri; Acipenseriformes; Acipenseridae. Gene Ontology annotation, molecular function: hyaluronic acid binding. The coding region runs from base 294 to 1388 and encodes 364 amino acids. Gene Ontology annotation, biological process: cell adhesion.